AUGACAGAAAUUAAUACUAUCAAAACUUCAAAAGACAAUAAAACUCUCUGGUAUGAACCAUUUUUAGAUCGCGGUCUUAUUCCUGAUUUUAUUAUGCGUCUUGGUGUGAGAAGUUUGUUACAAGUUAGAUUGAGAGAAAUUGAUCUUGGUGAUGUACAAGAGAAUAAACACAGAAAGAAAGCAUACAUUGAUCAAUUAAAAGAAAGACCUAUCGCUGAGCACACAAGUAAAGCUAACGAACAACAUUAUGAA
Racocetra fulgida is the source of this 252-nucleotide messenger RNA. The record is from the annotation of a GenBank genome assembly. NCBI's taxonomy places the organism in Eukaryota, Fungi, Glomeromycota, Glomeromycetes, Diversisporales, Gigasporaceae.